GAAAGCGGGGGCGCGCGCGCGUGCGCGGCCGUGGACCCGGAAGGAAGAGAAAGCGGCGCGGUCCCGUCACCGUGACAGUCUGUCAUUCCCGGAGUGACACCGCCGCCAUGAGCGUCUCCGGCCCGGCCAGGGGCACCGGGAGGGACGGCAUGUCCGUACUGGCCCCUGCGGCAAUGCCUCCCGGGGUUGGCAUGGUGGCCGGGCCUGCAGCGGUAUCCCGGUCCCUGCACGUAGAGCUGCACUCCCAGCAGAGACGCCUCCGUCACUUGCGGAAUAUCGCGGCACGAAACAUCGUCAGCAAGAAUGGGUACCGCCUGCUGGAUACGUACUUUACUCUUCACUUGUGUGAUGGCUCCAAAAUUUGCAGAGAGUUCUACAAGAGUGAGGUGGUGAAGGACUCUUUGAAUCCCACGUGGAGGAGUCUGGAUUUUGGAUUAAUGCCGGACCGCCUAGAUACGUCUGUGUCCUGCUUCGUUGUUAGGAUAUGGGGUGGGAAAAAAGAUGUUUAUCGACUGCUAAUUGAGUGGAAAGUGAAUCUUGAUGGCCUUAAGUACUUGGGCCCGCAGAUUCAUGCGUGUAACCCAAAUGAAAUCAUUUUUGGGCUGAAUGAUGGAUAUUAUGGAGCCUCAUUUGAAAGUAAGAGUAAUACAGAGUCGUGUAGAAACAGCCACCUGCAGGUAGAGCAGAAUGCUGUGCGGAACUCCUACGGCGUGUUCUCACUGCUCAGGCUUCACCGGGCGCAGUGCGCUAUCAAGCAAACCCAAGUGACGGUCCAGAAAAUUGGGAAAGAGAUUGAGGAGAAACUGCGCUUGUCCUCUUCCAGCAAUGAGCUGAAGAAAGAGGGUGAGUGCUUACGCCUGAAAAUACUGGUGCUCCAAGACGAGCUGGAGAGACAGAAGAAAGCUUUGCGUCGGGAGAUGGAGCUGUUGCAUAAGGAGCACAAUGCGCUGAAUGUUAAACGUAAUAAGUUUAACAUGCAGCGCGAGAAGUUACAGAAAAAGAGCGAGUCACUGAAUGAGCUGAGAAAAGAGUGCACAGCAAAGAGGGAACUGUUCCUGAAGACUAACGCUCAGUUGACCAUUCGCUGUCGCCAGUUACUGUCUGAACUGUCUUAUAUUUACCCAGUGGACGCGCAUGACCAAAAGGAUUACUUUAUAUGUGGCGUGAAACUACCAAAUUCUGAGGAUUUUCAAGCGAAAGAUGAUGGCAGUGUGGCUGUUGCCCUGGGAUACACCGCUCACCUCGUCUCCAUGAUCUCCUUCUUUCUGCAAGUGCCGUUGCGCUAUCCCAUUCUCCACAAGGGCUCCAGGUCCGCGAUCAAAGAUAAUAUCAACGACAAACUGACGGAGAAGGAGCGAGAGUUUCCUUUGUACCCCAAAGGAGGGGAGAAGCUGCAAUUUGACUAUGGAGUCUACCUUCUCAACAAGAACAUUGCCCAGCUGAGAUACCAACACUCAUUGGGGACCCCGGAUUUACGGCAGACCCUCCCAAACCUCAAGUCGUUCAUGGAGUACGGGCUGAUGGUCAGAUGUGAUCGACAUCAGACUUCAAGUGCAAUCCCUGUCCCGAAGAGGCCGGCCAGCUCGGCGUUCGGCAGCCACGAUGUUGGCUUCUCCAGUCGGACUCCGACCCCAGAAAGGGAGCAGCGAAAACGCGCCAGUUCCGAGAAUGAAAAAGUGCAAUACAGAACCCCGCCUCCCAGCUACAAAGCCGCGCUCGCAGACCCCAUUGCAAUCCUGGUUCCGGCGUCGCAGUUUGAAAAAGGGCAGUCCGCCUCCUCGCUGGAGACCCACAUAGAUGCAUCCAAAGGAAACCCUUGCCAAGAUCUUUGCGAGAGCCUUAACGGCGAUAGCCUAGCGACCACGGAUAGCCACGAACGCAGCCAGGCCGAGCAACUUUCUGACUCUUCCCGCGCCGUGAAUGGAACUUUAUUGCAGAAUGAAAGUAUGGAGUUUACAAGUGAAGGGCUCCCCUGCAAUCUGCACUGCGCGGUGGAGCAGGCAGAGGAGAUUCUGGGCACCGAGGCCUCGGACCUCACCACCUCAGGGGAUCAGCUGGAGGCUUUCAACAACAUUCCGGUGGAGCACGCCGUAGCUGUGGAGUGUGACGACCAAGUCUUGGGAGAGUUCGAGGAAUUCUCCCGCAGAAUCUACGCACUGAAUGAAAACAUGUCCAGUUUCUGUAGGCCUAGAAAAAGCUCUGACAAAUGACCUAGGACCAGAUUUGGUAGAUGGUCCUCACCGACCAUCAAUAGGACAAUUUGUCUUUUGCACAUUAUUGCAUUUGUAUCCGGCACAGAAAAACCACUCUCUUAAAUAUCAAUUAAUCCCGA
This is a messenger RNA of Pseudophryne corroboree (corroboree frog), 2332 nucleotides long. RefSeq names its product UV radiation resistance associated (gene UVRAG). The transcript is spliced from 15 exons. The coding region runs from base 108 to 2210 and encodes 700 amino acids. Gene Ontology annotation, molecular function: SNARE binding. The record is from RefSeq and is a predicted model, not a curated record. Gene Ontology annotation, cellular component: endosome; lytic vacuole. Gene Ontology annotation, biological process: SNARE complex assembly. NCBI's taxonomy places the organism in Eukaryota, Metazoa, Chordata, Amphibia, Anura, Myobatrachidae.